Messenger RNA from Patella vulgata (common limpet), 1968 nucleotides. RefSeq lists its product as uncharacterized. Bases 60 to 1886 code for a protein of 608 amino acids. The record is from RefSeq and is a predicted model, not a curated record. Lineage: Eukaryota; Metazoa; Mollusca; Gastropoda; Patellidae. The transcript has 15 exons.
UAAAUGGCGUCAUAUCUCAUUUCCCCGCAUUUAAUGUAGAUGACACAAGAGGUGGAGAAAUGGGUGUAUUAUCAUUUGCUGAUUUUUUUUCGGGAGAUACAGCCAUGACACUUGGAAGAUGGGCCCCUGGAAAAGUGAAAAUAAAUUCUGGAAUACAAGGAGGUCCUAUGGCGUUCUUUGAUAAGAAAGAUACAGUCAUCAUCUCGCCGUUUAGUGAAUUCACAGCUACCAACACAUUUUUCGAUAGCGAGGCUGGCAGUAUUAGCUGGGGUUUGAAAGGUGGUAUUGAAGAAGUACCAGAAAACUUUUUACAACAAUAUAUAGUAAUGUACAGUCCAGAUGGAAUUAAUGCUGCAUUCCGUGAAUGGGGAGAUGUGAUGAGAUCAUAUUAUAAUCGACCAUCAUCAUACAGAGAAUCAGAUCUUACCAAUAAUUAUCUCGGUUAUUGGACUGAUAAUGGAGCUUAUUAUUAUUACCACCCAGCAGAUCAACAAAAUUAUGAAGACACCGUUUAUGGAGUUAUCGAUUAUGCUAACAAGCUAUCGAUACCUUAUAGAUAUUUUCAAUAUGAUGAAUGGUUUUACAACACAGAUCAACAUAUUGGUACAUUGACAUGGGACGCAUUACCUGGUGUAUUCCCGGAUGGUCUCAGAUAUGUUUACAAUAAAACACAGUGGCCUGUUAGUGCUCAUAAUAAAUGGUGGUCAAGCAACACAACCUAUGCUAAACAAAAUGGAGGUCAGUUUGAUUUUGUACUUGAGGAUGAUGUUGGUUUUGGUAUUCCACUAGAAGAGGAAUUCUGGAAUUCACUUUUUAGAGAGGCGAAAACGUGGGGAAUGAUAGUCUAUGAACAGGAUUUUCUAGGAACGUCAAAUCAGAAGAUGAAGUCUCUAAAUACAGAUGUUUACCUGACAAAGAACUGGUUAAAUCAGAUGGGGAAUGCGGCACAGAAGAAUGGAAUAACACUUCAGUACUGUAUGGCCUUUCCAUUACACAUUUUGGCUGCUUUAGAAAUACCGACAGUUACACAGGCGAGAGUUUCCGCAGAUGGUGUGCCUGGCAAUACUAAUGGUUGGAAGAUCGGAAUAACAUCUCUUUUUCCACAAGCUAUGGGUAUCGCGCCUUAUAAAGACAAUUUUUGGACAACAGAAUAUCAGCCUGGUAAUCCGUAUGGUGGAAUGGCAACUCAACCGUUUUUACAACUAACAGUGUCAGUAUUAACUACAGGGCCUGUUGGGCCUAGUGAUGGUAUAGGCUUCACAAAUGUAGAUUUGUUAAUGAGAUGUUGUAAUAAAGAAGGUUUAAUAUUGAAACCUGACCUGCCAGCUCUCGCCAUUGAUAAUCAGAUUAGACAGGAAGCUUUUGCGGAUGGUUCUGGUCCAAUGGGUGAGGUUUAUGUCACAAAAUCCGUUAUUAAUGGAUUAGAAUUUGGAAUUAUAUUUGCUGCGGAUAUGAAAGAAUCAUACCAACUUCGGCCUAGUGAAACUGGGCUUAAUGUUACAUCUGGUAUGGUGAUGCCCACUGUUUUCUUCUAUUCUGAUAAUCCAAUCGUAAAAUUUACUGAAGACAACCCACUAUCUUUAACAACAGAAUGUGCUACAUUCCAAUUCUGUCUAUAUUAUACCAGUCCAGUAUUAACUGUUGGGAACCUGACAGUAAUGAUAUAUGGUGAAGUCGGUAAAGUGACACCCAUGUCUAACAACAGAGUUAAAGGCAUCAGAGCGACCUCCGACGGGGACAUUCGCAUAAGAGUAGCGGGAAGUGGUAACGAGUCUGUGAUCUUCCGUUUCUUGCAAAAUACACAGACAGUAGAUAUAACCUGUGUUAUUGGAAUGACAUCUACGGCUACUAUUAGUUUACUAAACAGGAACUGUGAAUCGUUUUAAAACGUUCAGGAAUAUUAAUUGAUUUAAUAAAGACAGUUAAAUGUAUUUAUUUAUGUAUAUGUUUGUAUUCCGUGUUAUGAAA